This is a messenger RNA of Phragmites australis (common reed), 839 nucleotides long. Its product is annotated as lysine-rich arabinogalactan protein 19-like. The record is from RefSeq and is a predicted model, not a curated record. The transcript has a single exon. Bases 12 to 569 code for a protein of 185 amino acids. NCBI's taxonomy places the organism in Eukaryota, Viridiplantae, Streptophyta, Magnoliopsida, Poales, Poaceae.
GAAAAGAACGGAUGGAACUGCAGUGCAAUCCCAUCUUGUUAUCUUCGCCUCUAAGCUACCAUUUGCAUAUAAAUGGUGCAGUUCAUCGUCCACUUCGGAGCACUCCAAGUUUGUACGGGAUGCAGACGGACACGAAGGAGCCUGCCGCCGCGGCCCCGGCCGUCGGCAAGCCGCCGAGCAUCUGUGACAGGCUCCAGAGAGCCUUCCACGCCCGGCCGGCGUUCCGGCCUCUCCGCCGCCUCACCGUCCUCCACCACGACGGCGGAGCUGCGAAGCCCGCCGCUCUCGGUGCCGGCCCUGACGCUACUCACGGUGGUCCGCCGGUGCCGGCCCCGCCACAGCCACCGUCUUCGGUUGCCGGUGCUCACGCUCCCGCGCCCACGGCACCGCCGGCUCCGCAGCCGGUCCCUGUGUGCGCACCGGCCGUCGCCGAGAUGGCGGCGGUGAACAGCGCACCACCGGGGGCGCCGGCGCCGGCGGGGGAUACGAAGGCCGAGGACAAGGCUAAGCAGACCAAAGGGAAGAUCAGGGUGGGCUCCAGGGUCCGCAAGGCCCUCUCGUCCAAGUAGCGAAACCAACAACGUACCAUCCGUGAAGCAGGCCUCUCCGAUGUUGAGCUGCUUGACUACUAUCUUCCGGAUGCUUGUGUUGCUGCUUCUUUGAAUUCAGAUGUUGUUGUUGCUGUAUGCAGGGCUCCAUUUUGUUGGUGGAUGUGGUUGAAUUUCUGUUCCUUUUUUGCCCAUUCUGAGAGUGUGUGUAUAGUAUCUUCAACAAACUAGCUAAAUUUAACUCUCGAUAUUUUCAUUUGGUUAUCCAUUUUAUAAGAUUAUUUCUCUAUA